AAUGGGAAUGGGAAUGGGAAUGGGAAUGGGAAUAUAUUAUUUAUUACACUCAGCCUCCCAGGGCCCUUCUCUGCCCUUCUCUCUUCCCCCUCCCUGCCAUGCCUGCCAUGCACGCCCCCUCCCCUCACAUCCCCAUACCCCGCCAGUCGUCCCCCCAUGACAGCCCCGCCUUCUACCACAUCUUAUCACCCUCCUCCCCCUACAUCGACACAGCUGGGCAUCGCAGUCCCACCCACCCCCUGUUCCCCUACACGGAUGGUUCAAUUCCACCUCCCCCCACCUUCAGCUACGUUCCAUCUCCCCCUAUCUUUGCCCCAUGGCCAUCCCUUCUCCAGCAAAACCCCUACCCUCCCCCUUCCGCACCAAUGCCGCACAAAGUAUGGAUUCUGGAUUGCAGGGCCUGCGACACCUUCUUGACCAACCGUGGAAUGAAGGCCGUUUUGCUGUUGAGACCCAACGUCUCUCUUUACUCGACAGAUGCACUCCCAGCAAACUGUUCCGCUUACUCAACAAACCCCGAUGCCCUGCGUUCCCCACCUUGCCGUCCUUUCGCAGCCCCGCGCACCUGCGAGUGCCUGACUCAAACCCUUUGUUGCCAUACCUGCGGGUCAUCCAUAGGCUACAUGAUCGUGGUCCCCUGCUCUCGGUGUACCUCGGUAACCGCGAACAAUCGUGCCACCAACGGCCACCGUUUUGUUUUUCAUUCGAGCGAGGUAAUUGCUACUGUUCGACAUUACAUCCCCAACGAGCCCGGCGUUAUUUCCGUGGAUCACCACCCGCAACCCCCGUCUUCCCCUCCUCCCCUGACACCCGCACAUCCAGCGCUUUUUGGUACGUCUUUGGAAUUAACUACGGACGAUCGAACGAGGUCACCUUCGCUUCAAUCCCCCGACGCUGAUCUAGAGGCAACGAUUACGCGAAAUUCUCACUCCUUGGCCUCUUCCCGUUCGGAUUCGCCUGAACUCUCACCCUUAUCCUCUUUACCUCCAACUUCACCACCGUCCUUACUUGCGACCCCUCCAUCCCAAAUUCCAUACCCGGGAGACGUCCGGAGCAUGCCCGGCGAACCCCCUGCGCGGAAGCUUAGGGCAGGGGACGUGCUGUAUUGGCACCAACUAUCAAAAACCGGGGAAAUACCGGGAGUGGAGGAGGAUCCGCGUGCCAGAAUUCCAAAUUGGAGCCAUAUAUACCGACUUCUUGACCGAUGAGAGACACAGCCGGCCACUAAUAAAGCAGAAGCAUUUGUUUCCUUUGGGCGCGUAUCUUGACGGUAGUAAUUUAUUCCCGAUCGAUUUGGUUUCACUGCUUUCCCCUAUGCACCAUGUUUUCAUAACGACCUCGCGUAGAUAUGUAGAUGUAGAUAUGUAACUGAUACCCACAGUGCCGUUCCCAUAGCUGUCAACCCACGCUCAGCCACAGACAUAUUUCAGUUUGUGAUCGCGUAUAUCGUAUGUCAUUUGGUUGUUAUUGGGAUCUUUGUACGGAUACAUGCUUGCUUUACCAUGAUAGAUCACUCGUCACCAUGUCAAUAUUUCCUGCUCUAUGCAUAGAUUGUGUAUAAUGAUGUUCGGUCGAUGUUUAUGUGUCCAAUUGGCAG
Messenger RNA from Pisolithus orientalis, 1597 nucleotides. RefSeq names its product FAM72 protein-domain-containing protein. NCBI's taxonomy places the organism in Eukaryota, Fungi, Basidiomycota, Agaricomycetes, Boletales, Pisolithaceae. The coding region runs from base 99 to 1208 and encodes 369 amino acids. Gene Ontology annotation, cellular component: cytosol. The transcript has 3 exons. The record is from RefSeq and is a predicted model, not a curated record.